GCAUCAAUCUUGACAGUGGCACUGUUUUACUUGUGCACCUAGGCACUUACAUACUGGUAUCACACAUAGCCUAUUAUUGCUACGAUGUAAAAUCAGUUGUCCCUACGUGUCUCUAUGUUCCCCUCCUCUUUUUCUCUAUCAUAUAGGGCAAGAUGCGAAGCCACCAUAUGAAAUGUUGGCAAGGCACAUCACUGUAAACCUCACAGGCUCUCUUUCAAGAAGUAUUCUUGUGUGAGGGAGUGCUUUGAUUAGCAACACUACUGGUGUAAAGAUAGAAGAAGACCAAUUGGAUUUUGAGGAGAGGCUACAGAAAUAGAAGCAGGAAAAGAGCCCAUCCUUUUAUUGAGCUUAGUCUAACUUCGAAAUGGACUUCGAAAAUGUAUCGAAUGAGAACUGGUCUCAGACGUCUCUCCCAUCAUACAACUCAUCUGAAAGUCCAGCAGAAAAUGAUGUGCCCUACCACAGCGUCCUAAUGCCCAGCAUUUUCGGUGUCAUCUGCUUCUUUGGGAUUAUUGGCAACUGCAUUGUCAUCUACACCAUUGUGAAGAAGACCAAGUUCCGAGCCCAGCAGACAGUGCCGGACAUCUUCAUCUUCAGCUUGUCUUUAGUGGACCUCCUCUUCCUUCUGGGCAUGCCCUUCCUCAUCCACCAGCUCCUGGGCAACGGUUCCUGGUGCUUUGGUGACAUCAUGUGCACGGUCAUAACCGCCCUGGACUCCAACAGCCAGAUAGUGAGCACCUACAUCCUCACCGUCAUGACUCUGGACCGCUACCUGGCCACGGUCCAUCCCAUCCGCUUCAACCAUGUGCGUACACCCUGCGUGGCGGGGGCUGCGGUGGGUCUGGUGUGGGUGCUCUCCCUGGUCUCCAUCACUCCCGUGUGGAUGUAUGCUGGCCUUAUGCCCCGAGGGGACGGCUCAGUGGGCUGUGCCCUCCUGCUGCCCAAUCCAGCCACUGACACCUACUGGUUUACCCUCUACCAGUUUGUGCUGGCCUUCGCCCUGCCUCUGGUCAUCAUCUGCGUGGUGUUCUUCAAGAUCCUCCAGAACAUGUCUGCCACAGUGGCCCCCCUGCCCCAACGCAGCUUGAGAGUACGUACACGUAAUGUGACCCGUAUGGCUGUGGCUAUAUGCCUGGCCUUCUUCAUCUGCUGGGCUCCGUACUACAUCCUGCAGCUGGCCCACCUGGGGGUUCAGAGGCCCAGCUUUGCCUUCCUCUAUGUCUACAACAUUGCCAUCAGCAUGGGUUACGCUAACAGCUGCGUCAACCCAUACCUCUACAUCGUGCUGAGUGAGACCUUUAAGAGGCAGUUCAUUGUGGCCAUCCGGCCGAACAAUCGGGUCUUCAGGUUGAACUCUGUCAUGGCUGACGGCAGUAUGAGUCUGAGACCGGCCCCAGAGUGUAAUCAUCAGUCUCAGUCCUCCAGAGACCUACUAGUACACAACAUGCUGCCUGUCACUGUGGCUGUGCACUGAGUCAGGAGCCCUAGCCCAGCACCAUCCCUCAGCCCUAGUUCCAUGAAUCUGGGCUCUCUCUCAGCUCAGCGGGAAGUGGUGCCCCCAUCAGAGAGUCAUGCUCCCAAUGUGUAUUACAGGGUUAACGUGCAAUGUAUGUAGUAUGCUGAGUGUGUACAGUAUCUAUUUUGUACACAGCAGUACUGUGUUUAUAAGACACUUUUCCCGACAGGGACAUUCAACUUCAUCCUAUUAAUCCUAUCCUAUCAUGCUCCCAUGAAGGAACUGUGAAUACAGGGACUUUGUACUACUAUUCAGUUGGCAAUUGAACUGUAGGCUAUUAGUAACAAUGUGAACUUUUAUAAAAGGAUGCCAGCCCACAGUUAUCAAUAACACUAUUUUGCAGUUCUGUUUCAAGUGGUAACAAUUUGUAUUUCGUUUUCUUUGAUGAUAAUCACAUUUGACAGAUUUCCACUGCAGUUCAAUGUGUUAAAACAGAUUUCUGUGUAGAUAUGUGAUAUUCUAUGAUUCUGCCAUCGGUCCGUCCAGUCAAUGAUCUGAGAUGCAGGGAAAUCACACCUUGUCGUAAUGUAAUCUAUGUCUAUACUGGAACCUGUGUGAUGACUGUGAUCAUUGAGAAAGUUGUGACAUAUUGAUGUAUUAUUGUGGGCUAUCUUUGAAUGGGAUUUUGACGUCAACUAAUAUGUUGUCCUUAGUCAUUUUGUAAUAUUGAAUAUGUGCAGCCCAUCUAUUACCAUGUAAUGUCUGUGAUCACCAAGGAAACCUCUAUGUUGUUAUCUUUGGGAAAAUAAUAAUGUUCUGGUGCACCAUACAGUGUUGAAUGACUGCAAUUUAUCCAAAGGGAUUUCUAGAUGUUACAAUAAAGAAUUAAAGCAUGAGACGUAAGAAACCCCCAGUGCAAUACAGUAGCAGCAGAACUGUCUGUGCUAGAGUGCAUUUUGUGUAUUUGUGAAGAGCUCUUAUUCUCAGAGAAGGGGAAGCACACAUAAAAGAGGAAAAAGCCUUCUGUCCAAACAAAGCAAUAUUUUACCUGAUGGCUGCUGUAGAAGAGAGGCAGGUUAUCUGCUGGUAAUCUUGGAAAAGGGCAAAGUUAUC
Salvelinus fontinalis (brook trout) is the source of this 2569-nucleotide messenger RNA. RefSeq names its product melanin-concentrating hormone receptor 1-like. Gene Ontology annotation, molecular function: melanin-concentrating hormone receptor activity; neuropeptide binding. Bases 365 to 1474 code for a protein of 369 amino acids. Lineage: Eukaryota; Metazoa; Chordata; Actinopteri; Salmoniformes; Salmonidae. Gene Ontology annotation, cellular component: membrane; neuron projection. The record is from RefSeq and is a predicted model, not a curated record. The transcript has 3 exons. Gene Ontology annotation, biological process: neuropeptide signaling pathway.